GCACAAUCAGAGGAUCCUGAUGUAAACAUCGUUCGGCUAUUCCUUGAACUCCGUUCUAUUAGCUUUACAGCUACGCGACACCGAUUUUUCGACAAACCGACAACCUUGUCUUUCACUCUGUUCGCCUGUUGUUAUCUCUAGCCAUCUUCGCCUGAGAACAGAGUUCUUCAGAUGAGAGACAUUGAAGAACCAGCGAGCUCAUCGCCCUGAUCGCGUUGUCGAGUACGCUGUUCCUGUUUCUUCACACGAGAGAUCUUCACUCUCGUUUGAGGGAGAUGGAAGUCCGACUUCAGCCAGGAGACGAGGAAGGAUUAUCCGCGAGUCAAUUAUCCUCUGACGGUGAACAGACCUCAAUACACACCGAAUCAGGACCCAGUGGUGUCGUUCACUACUACUCGACCAUCAAUCAGAAGUUAACAGAAUCGUACGACGACAUGGAGGUCCUCGACAUCGACGCGUUGAACAACACUCGAAGGGCCACCAAGCAGGUGAUAUUCUUCAACCGGGUACCGAAAGUCGGUUCCCAAUCGUUCAUGGAACUACUUAGAAGGCUCUCCGUGUUCAACAGGUUCUUCUUCAAUCGGGACAGGGUUCAGAGGGUCGAAACCAUUCGCCUAGCUCCAAUCGAACAGCUCCAACUGGCCACAAUGGUUUCCGGUUACGCUGAACCUUCCGUCUACAUCAAGCACGUUUGUUUCACGAAUUUUACCGAAUUCAAUUUGCCGGAACCAAUUUACGUAAACUUGGUGCGAGACCCAGUCGAGCGUGUAAUUUCCUGGUACUACUACGUCAGGGCUCCGUGGUACUACGUCGAACGGAAGCAGAUAUUUCCCGACCUGCCUUUGCCCGAUCCGAAUUGGCUGAAGAAGGACUUCGAGUCCUGCGUCCUGGAGGGCGACAGAGAGUGUCGAUACCUGGAGGGCGAGAUCCACGAGGGCAUCGGUGACCACCGACGGCAGACCCUCUUCUUUUGCGGCCACAGCGAUAAAUGCAGACCAUUCAACACGGUGGGUGCUUUGGAAAGGGCUAAACUGGCCGUUGAAAAACAUUACGCGGUCGUCGGCAUUCUUGAGGAUAUAAACAGCACUUUGACGGUACUAGAAAAUUAUAUACCGAAAUUUUUCCGUGGAGCAACAGACGUCUACUGGGAUGAAGUCAACUCAUUCACGAAGAUAAAUCGGAAUUUUUUCAAACCACCGGUUAGCGAAGAGGUAAAGGAUCUGGUGCGAAAGAAUUUCACGAGAGAAAUCGAGUUCUAUCAAUUCUGUCGACAACGACUUUACAAACAGCUCAGAGCCCUGAGGUUAACUAAUUUGCCGAAUCAAAUCGACAACACUCUUUAAGGAUAUUAUUUUGAUGAAUAAUAAGGGGGCUGUUCUCAAUUUUUCUGUCCACAUAUCGAGUGAAAACGAUUACAUUUUACGGGUGAAUCGUGACAGAAAAUUGCAGGGCAAUCUUUUGCUUUUUCCUUCCUCGAGUGUAUAAGCAAAGACAAAGAGGAAGAGAAAAAUAUCACAGACAAUAAUUAUUUUCCAGACGGUAAAAAUUUUCGGUUGCCUCGUCGAUUAAUAAUAAUAAAAUAUUGUGAUUGUGAAACGUUAUCACGUUUAGCAUUGUAGGCUUUAUAGGUAUAUUGUAGAAUUUUAUUUGUAUAAUAGUCUUUAAUUGAAUUUGCGGAUAAAAAUGUGCGGCAGCAUUUUCAAUUUAUAUAGAUAUUAAAAAAUCAAGCGGACCAAUCUGCGUUUGCAUUAUGAAUACGAUAUGAUUGAAUGUAUGCGUGUGUGAUUAUGUAAAGUAUUGAUAUAUAGUAUAUUUAGACCGCAAACUCGUGGGCAGCUAUACCUAUAAAUAUUAUAAUAUCUUUUAUAAUCUUGAUGAAAAGUAAAUUUAUAUGAAAAUUUGCAACGAUAAAUGGUUAAAUUUCGAUGCAAGCAAAGCGUUAAUAAUAACAAUUAUAUUUUGCGGAAGAUCGGACAAAUUUUUUAUAAAUCAAAAGAUAGAUUUCGUCCGGUGUAUUUUCUGCUUAUCCUAGAUAUGUUUAUUUAUUAUCUAAUAUACUUUUAUUCCAGAAUAAAUUUCGUAUUCAAGAAGUUGGCAAUGAGAAUAUAACGAAAGAAAUAAUAAAUAAGUAAAUCGCUGAAUAUAUUCGUGGUAGAAAUUUCUGAACUGAAGAAUAUGAAGGUUCCAAUAAUUGAGUAUUCAAAAUUUGAAAAUUUGUAAGACCAAAAGGUUAAAAUGAAUUCAAAAAAUACACACUCUAUGAAACGGUAUUUACGUACUUAUAUUACUAUAUCGGUGUAGUUUGAAUUAUUGUUUAGUGUAUCGGACUAUACUGCGUGAGUAAAAAUUGUAUACCUACUAA
This is a messenger RNA of Diprion similis, 2362 nucleotides long. RefSeq names its product heparan sulfate 2-O-sulfotransferase pipe-like. Lineage: Eukaryota; Metazoa; Arthropoda; Insecta; Hymenoptera; Diprionidae. The record is from RefSeq and is a predicted model, not a curated record. Gene Ontology annotation, cellular component: membrane. The coding region runs from base 276 to 1343 and encodes 355 amino acids. The transcript is spliced from 8 exons. Gene Ontology annotation, molecular function: sulfotransferase activity.